GAGAACACGACAGCCACUAAAACCAACCAACCUUUUUAGUAUUCAUUCACCCAAGAAACGAGAGAAACAACACCUGGCUUUUGGAAGCAACACAAAAGAGAGCAAUUGAGUCAAGUCCUUGAGUACGGUAUCACAAUUGCUGGUGCAGAAUUGAAAAGAACAGCCACCAUUGUGUCGUUUAGACUGAUUGCGAGGACCUUGAGAGUCAGGGGUACAUCUAUUCAUAAUCUAUCCUGCUGUUCCUUUGGACAAAGAUCUUUCCCAGUUACCCCCCAACGCUUCCUUUCUACCAUGUCAACGGAUACUGCUACAGAUAAUGAGAAGAAGAAGACACAAGAGGAUGAUACUACAACUUCCAAUAGUUCCUUCAAGUCGAUAGUGGAAGGUUCCAUCACCAUGAAAUACCCCGUCGACGAGGAAGGAACCGUCUUUUACAAUCCCGUCCAAGUCCAAAAUCGAGAUCUCAGCAUUCUCAUGCUCACACUCUACUCGGAACGACUCGCUGUGAAAAACGCCGUCGCUCAGAAACGACGAGAAUUAAGACAACAAAAUCACACGGCGGAAACUCGCAAAUCCGCUUUGGAAAUCCAACAAGAAUUGGACGACUAUCAGGCAUCCCUCAAUCCUCGAACGUUGCCUUCGUCCAAGCACAAUAAUGGCAUGACCAUUUUGGAUGCCUUGGCAGCGUCGGGAUUGAGAUCCAUGCGAUAUUGGAAGGAAAUUCCAGGAGUCAAACAUGUCACCAUCAAUGAUCUAGAACCAGCUGCCGUCGAUCGAGCACACCAAAAUCUACAAGAAAAUGGACUGGCAGAUCAAGUCGUCGCAACGUAUGACACUACCGACCAAACGACUCCCGAAAACACCACCGUUCCUUGGCAACGACCACAUGGUAUUCAUGUACAAAAUGGAGAUGCCAAAAUUGAAAUGUACCAAUCCCAACGAUCGCAAUCACUCGUCUCCAUACCCAACCAAAACAGUCUCAUUCUGCAACAAGCCAAAUUGAAGCCACAAUACGACGUGAUUGACUUGGAUCCCUACGGAUCCGCGGCGCCCUUUCUAGAUGCGGCAGUACAAGCCGUGGAAUCCGGGGGCAUGCUCUGUGUCACAUGUACCGACAUGGCCGCGCUGGGGGGAUCCCAUCCCGAAACCUGUUAUGGACGCUAUGCGAGCAUGCCCAUUCCCAGUGCCCGUUAUUUGCAAGAAGUGGCACUCCGUAUUUUACUCAAAGAAAUCGCCACGACAGCCGCCAAAUACGGACGCACCAUUCAACCCAUUCUGUCCGUGGGAAUGAACUUUUAUAUUCGCGUCUUUGUUCAAGUAAACAAUGACAAGGCCGGAGUGGCGAAAUUGUCGUUGCAAGUGGGAUCCGUCUUUCAAUCCACACAGUGUCCAUCGUUUCAUAUUGCAGCGCAUGGACGAAUGGGGGGCAAGAAAGGAACCGUGUAUCAACCACAACGGGCACCGCCUGUUCCCAAAUGCGAAGAAACUGGAGCCGAUUUCAAAGUGGGAGGACCCAUGUGGUUGGGACCACUGCAUGAUGCAGAUGUGGUGGAGGCGGCAUUGGAGCGAUUGCGCGAAGAGCAACCACAACAACAACAAUUGUGUCCCAACAUGAAAUGGAUGGCAACCAAAGAACGAUUGGAAGGAUUGCUCAUGAGCGUUCAGGAAGAAUUGUCUGACGUUCCACUCUAUUAUGCCAUGCCAGAUUUUUGCAGAGUAGUAAAAUGCUCGGCGCCACCCAUUAACAGUGUCAAGGCGGCUCUAAUCAACGGGGGAUAUCGGGUAUCUGGGUACCAUAAAGAUCCACAGGCGAUCAAAACCAAUGCGCCCAACCGAUUCAUGUGGGAUAUUCUGCGAGUCUGGUGGAAGAAGAAUCCACCCAAGAAACAACCCGACAAAGAUUCCCCGGCAGGCAAAAUCUUGGCGGUGGAACCCCAGCAUGAGAUUGACUUUACGAUUCCCGAAUCACUGCGAAAACAGAUUACUGCCAACAGUAGAGCCGCCAAAACGGACGGCAAAAAAAAGGUCUCGCGGUUCCCUAUGAACCCAGAAGCUAACUGGGGGCCCAAAAAGGCAGCGUCGGGGAAGAAACGGAAAAUUGAUGACCAAUGAGGACGGUUAGAUAGCUGCCAGUGCCGUAAUAAUGUGUAGAACAACUAACUAUAAAGGAGCAUUAGAUCUUUCU
Messenger RNA from Seminavis robusta, 2185 nucleotides. NCBI's taxonomy places the organism in Eukaryota, Bacillariophyta, Bacillariophyceae, Naviculales, Naviculaceae. The record is from the annotation of a GenBank genome assembly.